Vigna radiata var. radiata (mung bean) is the source of this 1724-nucleotide messenger RNA. Its product is annotated as microfibrillar-associated protein 1-like. The record is from RefSeq and is a predicted model, not a curated record. The coding region runs from base 193 to 1503 and encodes 436 amino acids. The transcript has 3 exons. NCBI's taxonomy places the organism in Eukaryota, Viridiplantae, Streptophyta, Magnoliopsida, Fabales, Fabaceae. Gene Ontology annotation, biological process: mRNA splicing, via spliceosome. Gene Ontology annotation, cellular component: U2-type spliceosomal complex. Gene Ontology annotation, molecular function: RNA binding.
UUUCCGAACAAUAAUAAUAUUUACAGAUUUUUCAAAUCAAUUUCACAAGAGUUUCCCAGAACAAGUUGGGGGCUGGUCGACGGGCUGCUUCAAACGAGGCAGAGGGUUUCCGCUUCUUUAACUGGUUUGGUGGAGAAGGGAAUCAAAACUAGAUUGUUGGUAUUUGUAGUGGCGUUCAGCUGAGGAAGAAAUAUGUCGGUGACAGCGGGUGUUAGUGAUACUGUAAUAGCCAUUAGGGAUAAGCUGAGAGGUAAAAUUGGGCAAACAAAAGUUCAGCGUUAUUGGCCUGGUAAAGUUCCUGAAUGGGCUGAUGAUGAGAAUGAAGACAUUGCCGCUGCCGAUAUUAGACCCUCCAGGGAAGCUGCGUUGGAGAAAGUAUUUCCUCGUCACGAAGAAGAUACUGCUAUAGUCAGAAAAGAUGAUCGCCGGCUCCGGCGAUUGGCUGAGAGUCGGAUAGAUAACCGGGAGGAGGUGAGGGCUGAUCAUCGCCGCAUUCGGCAAGCUGAGAUUGUUUCCACCAUUGAAGAGGAGGCCAGGAGGCAGGAAGGGUUGGAAUUGGAAGAAGAAGAUGAAAAUGCUUUGGCAGAAAGAAGGAGGCUGAUCAAAGAGAAGUUGCUUCAAAGAGAGCAGGAAGAGGCGCUUCCUCAAGAAGAGGAGGAGGAGGAGGAAGAGGAGGAGGAGGAGGAGGAAUCUGAGUAUGAGACUGACUCUGAUGAGGAAUAUACUGGAGUGGCUAUGGUGAAGCCUGUUUUUGUUCCCAAGUCUGAGAGAGAUACCAUUGCUGAGCGUGAGCGGCUUGAGGCUGAGGAACAGGCACUUGAAGAUGCAAGGAAGAGGAGGUUAGAGGAAAGAAGGAUUGAGACGAAGCAGAUUGUUGUUGAGGAGAUCCGAAAGGAUGAAGAAAUCCAGAAAAACUUGGAAAUGGAGGCCAACAUUGCUGAUGUGGAUACUGAUGAUGAAGUCAAUGAGGCUGAGGAGUAUGAGGCUUGGAAAAUUAGGGAGAUUGGUAGGAUCAAGAGGGAUAGGGAGGAUCGGGAGGCAAUGUUGAAGGAAAAAGAAGAGAUUGAGCGGGUGAGAAACAUGACAGAGGAAGAGAGGAGGGAGUGGGAAAGGAAGAAUCCGAAACCUGCUCCACCACCAAAGCAGAAGUGGAGAUUUAUGCAGAAAUACUAUCACAAGGGAGCUUUCUUCCAGUCUGAAUCUGAUGAUCGGGCUUCCACUGUUGGAUCUGAUGGUAUUUUCACACGUGAUUUCUCAGCUCCAACUGGGGAGGAUAAAAUGGACAAGACAAUAUUACCCAAGGUUAUGCAAGUCAAGCACUUUGGUCGUAGUGGAAGAACUAAAUGGACCCAUCUUGUCAACGAGGAUACAACUGAUUGGAACAACCCAUGGACUUACAAUGAUCCUCUUCGUGCAAAGUAUAAUGACAAAAUGGCAGCAAUGAACGCGCCUAUGUCAAAACCUAAAGGAAGCAGAAAAUUGAAGGAUUGGGAAUCUCGAUGAAAAUUUGAACUUAGAGAAUUAUGCUUGGAGAUCUAGUCGUUUCAGUUACUAGACUUGAGAUGUCCUUAUCCCGUGUAUGCUUGUGCUCUGUCUUAAAACAUAACGUAAACUAGUUUAUCAUGGAUCAAGCAUGUAUGCAAUGGAUCAUGGAAGGCAGUUCUUUCAUGCAGAAUGUGACAGGAAUUCACACUAGUUUAUGCUGAUUUUCUUUAUUAGGAUUU